GCCAGUGGCUUAAGUCGAUAUACAUGCAUCACUGUCAAGCCCACAAGCACAAAGAAACGUAAAGUCAUCUUGCGACCAUAUGUUAGUUUUAUGUCUAUGUUUCGUGGUUCCGACGCUUACGAGAGUACAGAAUAGGCGGGGCGCGGCGUCGGGAGGAAGCCACAGGGAUACUGACAAACGACACCAGGCCAUCGUUGAGAUACCUUGAACGAUCCCCGCGCAUGCAAACGUGGGAGAGGCGUGAGGUUUUGAGGACUUAGCAUGCAAGCAAGGAAUAGAGGAUUAGAAGCUUUUUUGAACCGCCCAUGUUUGAGGUGCUACGAAUCCUUAUCACCCAGGCAGGAAUUUGGUAUUGGAAGCUUUUUGAACCCCUAAAUAUGAGGUGUUAGGGACCUUUAUCAUGCAAGCAAGAAUAGAGGAUUAGAAGCUUUUUUGAACCGCCCAUGUUUGAGGUGCUACGAAUCCUUAUCACGCAGGCAGGACCUUGGUAUUGGAAGCUUUUUGAACCCCUAAAUAUGAGGUGUUAGGGACCUUUAUCAUGCAAGCAAGAAUAGAGGAUUAGAAGCUUUUUGAACCGCCUACGUGUAAAGUGUUACGAACCCUUAUCACUCAGGCAGGAAUUUGGUGUUGGAACCUUUUCGAACCCCUAAAUAUGAGGUGUUAGGAUCCUUUAUCAUGCAAGCAGGGUUAGAGGAUUGGAAGCUUUUCGAACCUCCUAAGAUACAGGAAACAUGGUAUUGGAUGCUCUUUCUGAACGUCUUAACUACGGAAUAAGGAAUUCAUGGGAUGUUGUUCUGUGCCUCUCAUGUAUAAGAGGACGAGGCAGGAGCGUCCAUAAACAAAGUGUAGUCGAGGUGUUGACAGCGGCAUCAGGUGGUCGUGAGGGAGUGAUGAAGGUGGUGUUGGCGGCAGGGAUUUAUGAGGCCAAGACUCCUGCCGAGACACAACUCUAGGAUGAUGAGGUGCUUGAGUCCAAACAGUAAACAGACAGGGUGUUGCCAGGCCAGGCACGUUAAGGUAGUGUUACUGACAGGGUCUUCGGUCUGUGUCUUCCGCAGAUCCUGUGUUGGCAUCCUGCGGCCUUCAGGAUGCCUGCUGCCCGCCUACUCCUGUUGGGCCUCGCCGUCCUCGCCCUCUUGUGGGGACCGACGGAGGGCAAAACACUAAAUAUGGACUUGAAUGAAGUAUCCUCCUCCUCCUCCACUUCUUCCUCCUCCUCUGAGCCCCAAACCGCGAUCCAGACUCUCCUGACGCGGCUGCUUGCGGAAGGCGCCAAGAGCACAUCGCUGAGUUCCAUGAUGCUGGCCCUGGGGGAGGGGGGCGGUCCCUUCGCCCGGCAGGUCAAGGGCAUCCUCAAGAAGCAGCUGCCCAGCGUGAAGGAGGUGGCGGGCGGCCUCGGCGUGAGCCCUGACUUCCUGCAGCACUUCAUCAAGCUGGCCAGGAAGGUGCGGCGGCUGGGCCAGGCCACGCCGGCCAGCGAGAAGGGCGCGGCGCAGAGCGUGCUGGAGGCGGCGCUCGACUACCUCGGCACCGACGAGGGGGAGGCCGAGGCCGAGGACGAGGAGGCGGCAUCCGGCGAGGCGGGCACGGAGGACAUCCAGGGCCAGCUGCUGUACCUGGCCCGGGGCAUGUUCGAGCAGCGCUUCGGCAACCUGAGCUCCGUCAAGGCCCCGACCAACGCCACGCAGGCCGCCAGCGCGGGGCUGUGGGAGGUGGUCAAGUCGACGUGGCAACGCGUGCUGUCCUACGUGGAGGAACAGAACGGCCUCGAGAACUUCAUGCAGCAGACGCCCGUCAAGGUCAUCGACCGCGUGCUGAGCCUCGGCGACGACUUCAACCUCGCGGCCUUUCUGGCCAAGAAACUCGACCCGGAGUUCGCCGAGUUCCUGGCGGCCAAGGCGGAGCCGCUGCUCGGCCCGCUGCGCGACGCCGACUCUCUGGCCAACCUGACGCAGACAGUCGGGCUCGGCGGCGCUCUGGACUACGUCCGCUCCGAGAGGUUCGCCAACACGAUCGCUGCAAUGUCCCGCUUCGUGUCGGCCUACCUGGAGGACGCCGUGUCCGAGGACGUGGUGAGUCAGUAUAUCGACUUCAUCUCCUUCAGCAGCCCGGAGCUGAACCAGUUCUACCGGGCGGUGCUGCGCAGCCGCAGCGACUCUGCCAACACCACAGAAGAGGAGGCCGCCGGCAGCCCGAAGCGGCUUCGCCGCGACGUGCUGAAGGACCUGGCCAGCAUCUACCGCUACGACGAGGAGACGGCGCGCCUGCAGGCCGAGCAGCGGUCUGACUUCACCACUGACGAGGAAGAGGACUCCUCCAGACAGCUGCAGCACCGCUACGGCGGCCUCUCGGCACUCGGCGCCGCCCCGGCCUUGUACGACCCCUCCAGGGACGGUUAUGGCGGCGGCGGCUACGGCGGCGGCUAUGGCGGCGGCUACGGCGGCUACGGCAUGAACAUGAACACGCUGGACCCGUACGUGGUGCUGGGCUCCCUGGCGCUGGGCACCAUCCUGGGCUUCCUGCUCUUCCGCGCUCUUAGGGGCACCGGCGGCGGCAGGCGGGACAUCGGCGACGGAUCACUCUCCCUCUGGCAGUCUGACGUGCCCCUCGCUGGCGGCAGUAACCGCGCCAUGCGCUCAGCACGCUCAGCGCCCGCCGGCGACGGUCUGGUGCUGCCAGACGCACUAAGGGGCGACAAGUGGUCGUCGGCGCCGCUGGUCGGUGACGAGACAUCGACCGGGCUGUCAUUGGAGGAGGACGACCUGGCCGACCACCUCAACCAGUUGUGGCGGGCACACAGCGGCAACGAUUCGUCCACCUGCGUCAGGAGCAACUUGUGUAGCCAGCUGGCGGGGCCCGGUGCCGCCCACGCCGGCCUCGCCCUCUUGCUGUCGUCCACAGGCACCGUGCUGGGCGUGUCAGGGUCAGGUCAGCUUCUGGACGACGUGGCGGGCAGCCUCUCGCUGGGCCGCCCUUACUCCUGCCCCGCCGCCGCCUGCCCCAGCGUGUAACAGCGCUGCGCACCGUGCCCUCACGCGUCGGCAGCCAAGGUUUGGGUGUGCCGUAUCAGGGGGCGCCGUGCCCGUUGAAGACAAGCUCCGCCCCGCCCAAUCCAGCUACUUCCGGACACCCAGGGGUGACAAUAUUGCUUUGGCUCCGCCUCGAGCCUCGACACGACCCACGACGCGACAGACACCCACAAGACGCACCGCUCCCCGCGCCUGUGACGCGGCUGGCCCGCCCGCGGCCCUCAUCCCGCCCCCAGCAAGCGUCCCUCCAGAGGCUGCGUCCUGCGGGCCGGGACGACAACCAGCCCACUCAGAGGCCGCCGCGGCAGCACGGAGGGCGCCGCACGCCUCUCGUCAGGGCCGCACGCAGAUAUCACGACAGCUCAACUCUCGACGUUUGAAAAAAUACAUAAAAAGAAAACCAAAGACCAUUUUACUGUUACCUGUUACUUAUUUAUUAGUACUGCUUGUACACCGUGCGUCGGCGACACACUUAAGUUUACUGUCCUUGUCCCUCGAAGACUAUUAUUUAAACUAGAAGAAUUAAGUUAAAUAGUUAUCAUCAUUCCCGUAUACCCAAUGUUUAUUAUUUCCAUAAUUAUCACUAUUUUCAUCAUUAUUAUGAUGAUGAUCAUUUUGAUCAUUAUGAUUAAUAUAAUUGGGAUUACUGAUAUUGAUAUGAUUACCAUUACUAU
Messenger RNA from Eriocheir sinensis (Chinese mitten crab), 3703 nucleotides. RefSeq lists its product as uncharacterized. The transcript has 2 exons. The record is from RefSeq and is a predicted model, not a curated record. Lineage: Eukaryota; Metazoa; Arthropoda; Malacostraca; Decapoda; Varunidae. The coding region runs from base 1089 to 3011 and encodes 640 amino acids.